Messenger RNA from Chenopodium quinoa (quinoa), 1668 nucleotides. RefSeq lists its product as uncharacterized. The transcript has 2 exons. NCBI's taxonomy places the organism in Eukaryota, Viridiplantae, Streptophyta, Magnoliopsida, Caryophyllales, Amaranthaceae. Bases 397 to 1266 code for a protein of 289 amino acids. The record is from RefSeq and is a predicted model, not a curated record.
AAUGAUGGAUAAGGAGACAGAAAAUCAAGAUACUCUCCAAUGUACACGUACCUUACCUCUCAAAUUCAUCAUCAUCAUUUCAUUUCUAUUUUGAUAAACCCUCUUUUAGUCUUCUGAUUUUUUGAUUCAAAAUUAAUUUCCCACAUCAUAGUACUUCUCCUGCUAAAUUCCACUCAAAAAAUCCAAAAACAAAUCAAUUAAAAUAAUCGCAAAGAAUUUUGAAGUGAGAAAGAAUCUGGUACCUUCUUUCCAUUCAUGGGUUACCCACUUCUAGAAUCUAACCCCUAUUUUUCUACUCUACUUUUUUUGAUUUGAUUGAUAUUAUCUUCUUCGUCUUCCCCAAAUUCUUCUACUUUUUGCCUAAAAUUUAGGGGUUUUGUUGAAUUUUUCUGGGAAAUGGAUGAUUGGGAUUGGGAGGUGUUGCUUCACGAUUCUCCUGAAGUAGAAAAAACUGAGAUUAAAGAUGAACAACAACCCAGAAUUUAUGCUUCUUCCUGUUCAUCUGAUGAAGUGGGUGUUAUUCGUUCUGAUUACUUUUCGCUUGAUUCACAUCAGAAGUUUGCUGGGGUUGAAGAAGAAGAUGAAGAAUCGGUGGAUAACCCUAGUUGGAUUGAUCCGAGCGGUAGCAGUAUAGCCGUAAGAGGAGAGAGAAUCAGUAGCAGUAGUAGUCGUAAUUCUGAUUCCAGUGAUCCUUCUGAUUCUCGAAAUUUGCUGCUUUUGAUUGACACUCACUCUGAUUGUGCUUUUGAUUCUGCUGUAAAUGGGGAUAACAUGGAAAUUUCUGGGGAAUUUCAUGAUUCUGAUGUUGUUGAUCAGGUUGAAGGAGGAGAAUCUGAAGAAGUAGUUGAGCAGUUAAAUUCGAAUUCGAGCGGAAGCUCGGUGACUGCUGAAGAAGGAGGAGAAGGAAGAGGAAUAAGCGAGACGAUUUCAGAGUCGAAUGAGGAGAAGAAGGUAGUGUGGUGGAAGGUGCCUUUGGAAGUUUUGAGGUAUUGUGUGUUGAGGGUUAGUCCUGUUUGGUCCUUGUCAAUGGCUGCUGCUGCGAUCAUGGGUUUCGUGAUUUUACGACGCCGGUAUCUGUAUAAGAUGAAGCGCAAGACACAGGGGUUGCAGCUUAAGGUCAUUGUUGAUGAUAAGAAGGUAUCUCAGUUCAUGAGUCGUGCUGCACGACUUAAUGAAGCAUUUUCAGUGGUGAAGCGUGUACCAAUUAUACGGCCUUCAUUGCCAGCACCUGGAUUGGCUCCAUGGCCAGUGGUGAGCAUGAGAUAGGCCCCACACAAUUCUGAUGAAAGGACAGCCGUUGUUUUGCUUUGAGGUCUGAAAGAUUGCAUGUUUACUAGUAUAUUGCCUUGAUGUGUACUUAAUAUUUUAGUCGUGUGUUUUCCUCGUUUUUUUUUUUCUUUUUUUUUGGACAAAAAGAUUUGUGUCAAACUUCUCUAGCAGUGGGUUGUAGAUUUUAGAUUCAACUUUGCUAAGGGUGUCGAACUGGCAUAUGGAUAUUCGUCAUUGUACCAAAAAAUGUUUUUCAUGUUCUGUAAAUCUACUGGAGUUACUGGAAGAUAUAAUUCUUCAGCUCUGAUGGUUCUAUCCAUUAUAUCAAUUUAGGAGGUUUAUCUUGUGUAUAGAUUGGUGUUUCUUUUAGUUUGUAGUAAAUGUUGUGUUACUCUGUAA